AUGCUUUCUUUACUUACACUGCUCAAUUUCAAGAAAUACGAUUGUGAGUUCCAUGAUGUUCCAAAUACGGUAAGUGCACUUUAUUCAGCAUAUGUUAGUUUUAAACCAAAAACAUCAAUAAAAUUAUUUAAUAUUUCUACGCAACCAUCAAUUCAAACAUCUUAUACAUUCUAUGGAUACGUGACGCAGUUUAGAGCAUUUACUCUUGGCGAUGGUUAUUCAGCUAUUCCGAUAAUUAUUAUAUCUUGCAUUACAAUAAUUGUAGCACUAGUUAUAUCGUUUUCAUGCGCAUGUGCGUGCAUCCCCCAUAAAUCAACCAGACCAGGCAUAUGCUCUUUAAUCUCGUAUAUAAUUUUUUCGAUUAUCUUCUUUGUUUCGAUGAUUUACUACUGCAUGAAUAUAUACUAUGGAGAAGGAUUCUAUUCUCAAUUCACAAACUUCCCAGAAGUAGCAAACGCUGCUCUUGUAAACUUAAAAGAAGAUUUCUUAAGUUAUAACGAUACACAGUGCGGAAGGAAAAAGAAGGACUUAUAUGACGAGGUAGCAUCUAUCAUAGACAAAGGUAUAAAUUCGACAUAUUUACUCGAGCACCAUUUCAGAAGAGUUCCAGUUAGGACAUGGACCAUUAUCCGCGUCUGGAUUUAUAUAUUCUUUGCUUUCUUCAUUCUUAUGUACGUUUUUCAGACUCUUGUUUACUUUUCCAGAUCAAAACUUUCGAUCUGCUGCGCUUCUUCAUAUUCAUUCUUCGUAAUCAUAGUUGCUCUUUUGUUUGGAGCACUAGGAGUUACAGUAACAGCAAUUGCAACUGCUGGAAAAGAUGUUUGUGAAAAUGGCUAUGAUUUGACUCAGAAUUUCUUCAAUCAAUUCUUAUCUAAUACAUCCAUUCAAGAAAUACCAGUUGAUGCCUUGAAAGAUCCUGAUUUUGAUUACAGUAAAUAUUAUGAUUGGCAAGAAUGUGAUCCUGAAGAAAAUGUUACUAUCCCAGCAUUAUCAUGCGGCACAAAUAACACACUUAGCAACUUCUGUGCCAAUCCAGUUCCAUAUUUUGCCUCGUAUUCUAUAUUUAUUCACCUAAUGCUUAUUUCAUUGAUCGGAUUUUCAAUUGUAAUCAUCGUCCAAAGAGGUUCAAUGCUUUCCGAUGAUACCGUUGCUGUUUACGACCAGAAUCAGCCUUAUGGAGUUACUUCCAGCCCAAGAAAGGCAAAUAACAACGUAUUUGAUCAUCCAUCAUCAGAUUUCUCUGAUAGCGACUCAUACCGUGUUGACCACAACCGCGUUGGAUACUUGUAA
Trichomonas vaginalis G3 is the source of this 1290-nucleotide messenger RNA. RefSeq lists its product as uncharacterized. NCBI's taxonomy places the organism in Eukaryota, Parabasalia, Trichomonadida, Trichomonadidae. The coding region runs from base 1 to 1290 and encodes 429 amino acids. The record is from RefSeq and is a predicted model, not a curated record. The transcript has a single exon.